Sebastes umbrosus (honeycomb rockfish) is the source of this 4072-nucleotide messenger RNA. It is a transcript of the gene heatr3, whose product is annotated as HEAT repeat containing 3. NCBI's taxonomy places the organism in Eukaryota, Metazoa, Chordata, Actinopteri, Perciformes, Sebastidae. Gene Ontology annotation, biological process: ribosomal large subunit biogenesis; protein import into nucleus. Bases 171 to 2225 code for a protein of 684 amino acids. The transcript has 15 exons. The record is from RefSeq and is a predicted model, not a curated record.
GCAACCAUCGCUUUUACGGCAUGAGAGCACUACUUCCACAUGGCCUCCAACUCUUCUCCAACACCGGGCUGCAGUUUGAGCGUGUGUUUUUAGUGUUUUGGUCGCUAAACCUGAGUGUAUAAGGGAAACAUCACGUUACAUGCUCAGUUCGCACUUUACUAGAGACUGAAAUGGGUAAAAGUAAAACCACUAAGUUUAAACGUCCACAGUUCAACGCUGUUGGUUUGCCGGUGAAUGCUGUGAAGGAAGAAGAAGCUGAGGAAGAGGAGCAUGGUGAUGAUGACGCCUGUCCAGCUGCGGAGCUGCUGGAGAAAUUGCAGAGUCCCAGUGCAGAUGUGCGAGAGUUUGCAUGUGCCAGCAUUUCUCGUGUGGUGCAGCAGAGUCAGACCAUCCCAGGUUUCCUCCAGAGGGAUGCCGUGAGGCGCCUUGGGCCCAUGCUGCUGGACAAGAGCCUGGCUGUCAGGGAGACUGCCGCUGGAGCACUCAGGAAUCUGAGUGCAUGUGGAGGUCAGGAGGUGUGCGAGGACAUGGUGAAGCACGACGUCAUGACUCCUCUGACAGCACUGCUUAGAGAGAGCUGUGCUGGUUUUGAGAGCGCCGCUGUGGCGAUGAAAGACCAGAAGAAUGCAGUGGAGGAUGUCGCCAAUGAGGCUGUGAACCUAUUGUGGAAUCUAUGUGAGAGCAGCAGCCAGUCGCUGUCUGUGUUCAACAAAGCGGGUCUCCUGGACGUGGUCGUCCAGUGUCUGGAGAGACACCCACACAACGUAGAGCUGGCCAUAUCUGCCGCACACUGUUUACACACUGUGACCGAGGACAACCCAGAGCUGCUGUGUAGCGUGAACGCCGCUGUGCUUGGAGUCGUGGAGAACGUGUUGCUGACGUCUCAGCCCGACAUGGCACACACUCUCCUCAGGACAUUGGCUGCAGGGACACUGUGGAACAUGAAGGGCAGUCUGCCCGCUGCCCGUCAGGCCCAGACCUUGAACGCUGUGGUGGCCACCUUGUCACAGUGCCUGGAUCUGGACACAGGUACACUGAUACCUGAACUCAGACAAGCAGAAGAGGUUCGUCACAGAAAUAAACCAGCUGCGGCAGACGUAGAAGAGCAGGCGACAGCGGAGCAGGCGACAGCGGAGCUCGCUGCGGCGGAGAUGGACGAGGAGGAGGAGGCACCUAAACAGAAGAGGAAUGGGAAAGCUCGGAGGGUUGAUAACGACUUCUCUGACCUUUUACCUAGGGACAAGGAGGAGCUGAGGGAGGCAACGGCCUUGCUGACAGCCCAGCAAACGUCCUUAGAGAUCAUCGUCAACAUGUGCUGCUCUGACGACCCGUCUGACGACGAGUGGGAGGAGGAGUCGAGCAGCGACGAGAGCGACAUGGGUCCGGAUGGUCUUUGUGAUGCAGUGUCCAAUCUCAUGUCUCCACUGUGUUUGUCAGCGGAGGUUCACGAGGCCUUAAUGAACCACAGCAUCCCAGAAAAGGUUCUGAAAAAGACCGAGUGCCCCAGAAAGGAAGCCAUGGACGUGUGCCAACAGAAUCCCUCCUGGAGAGGCCUGAUCAGAAAGAUGCAGCGCGUGCAGUCCCGGGCGCUGACGUGCCUCCACAGCAUCCUCUCCACCAUGGACGCCGAGUCUCUGGGAGGAGCAGCGGCCCUGCAGGGAGCAGCGCAGCACCUGUCCACGCUGGUUUUUGGCGCAGCAGAGAUACCCAAAGAUGAGGAGUUCCUGGAGGCUGUCAUCAGCGCCAUGCGGUCUCUUUUACAGAUGAUUGCCUCCAAAAACAUCUCUCAGUGCAUGACCCCCCAACAGCUGAUGAGUCUGAGCGAAGCAGCCACCCGCUGCGAUGUGGUCAGCGUGAGGGUCAACGCCGUCGCCAUUCUGGGCAUCACUGGCAGCACAUUAGCCAAAGAGAAGGGCACUGCUGAAACCCUUCAGAUGAUUGGAAACGCCUUACUUCAAGUCGCCACAAGGGAUGCCGACCUGGUUGUGAACGGAGAAGCUCUGGAUGCCUUGUUUGAUGUUUUUGCAGAUGGAGACGAAGCAGAUACGGCUGCCAAAAACAUCCAGUUGCUACCUGCACUGAAGGCACUUCAACCUGUCUUCAAGGCCAAGAUUCGUAAAGAAGGAAGAGGCAAGUACAGCCCCCCGCAGCUGUGUGUGCUCGACAACAUCAAAGUCAACCUGAGGAGAUUCAUCGGUUAUCUGGAGAAGGUGGUGAAAAAAUAACAGCGAUGAGUUGAACCUGUAUGGUUUGGACAGAUAUUCUAGCAGGAACAAAGAACGAAACACAACGUGGUUGUGAAACCAUCAAGUAUUUAUUAUGUUGGUAGUAUGCCAGUUGUUUUUGCUUAAUGUUAAUAUACUCUAAAAAUAAUGAUUUAUUGUUUUACUUGGUGGUGUGAAAGUUUUAUUUUUUGUGAAGAAAGAUGGUUUGAAAUCUGAUAUUAGUUAUUAGUUACUGUAAGGUUGCAGUAAAGAGACUUUUUUUUUUAAUUGUUGCUUCCUUAGUUGAUAUGUUUCAUUCCACUCAAAGUGGUUGUCAGACUUGAAUUAGUAUAAUUUCAUGUCCCAGAGUAACAUUUUUUCAGGUGUGGAGAGCUGACACCAGGUUUUGACAUGUGUCCCCUUAGUCUUGCCCCAUGUUUCAAUGGGCCAAACAUUGAUGUUUGCAGUUCUGCGACAAGAGAUGGGAGGCAGAGAUGUUCUACAUGACAGGCCCUUUAUAGGAAGGAUUGUAGUAUCAGCUACUUUUGUGUUAUGGAUAUUGUGUAGUAGAAUCAUAAUUUAGUUGAGAAAGAAAUUGGCUUGGUUAAUGGUAAUCUUGAGAAACUGGCAAGAGUACGCUAGGUUUUUAAAAAUGAUCGAACCGAAAAACCCAGCCCAGUGUUUCCAACUCUUUUCUAAUUAAAAGUAGUUAGCAGCACUAGCUCCAAACGUCCCUAAAAUUUGGGGAGAAAGUCGCUUAGUGUCGCCGACGCUUCAGGUCUCCCUUCAAAGUCACUUCCCCAAAAUAUCAUUAUGAACAUAAACAUAGCAUUAUGAAGGUAAACAUGGCUAUUGUUAGUACUCACAGCUGUCAAGUUAGCAGCUUGUGGAAGACUCCGGUGUCGCUUAACGACUGCACGGGCAGUGUGCACAGAGGCAGAUUGACAGACAGGCCAGCCAUCCAAUCGUUACAUUCGGGCCAAAUAAAUGAUUGGACGGGCUUGUUACAGUCCUGCGACAGCCACAGAUACCUGAUCUUUUUCUUAUUUUUGUCAGAGCAUUUGAUUUAUUGAUUGCUGUCGGGAUGUAAUGAGAAUUUCAACAAAUAUAAUAUAUAUAUAUAUAUAUAUAUAUAUAUAUUUUUUUUUUUUUUUUUUGAAGAUUACCAACCCUAGCUUUAAAGAGAAACUAAUUUAAAAUGACUAAGUAAUUUCAGUAAUUUACUAAGCUGACAGGGUUUGGCAGGCACACUGCCAAUGUUGUGAUAACAUCAAAAUCUAUGAAGACAGACACAUUAAGCCUUAAGAAAUACACACACAUAUUCUCUACCUCUGCCUCUCCGAGCUCCCUCCACCUCCCAUCUCUCUGCAUUAGUUGCACACUCUGUCACACUCCACUCCUCUGCAUGGACUGGUGACUUUUUCUGUGGUAUUUUUGUGAACUUUUCUGUCUGCAAGUCACCACGGCAGCCCAUUUUCUACUGAAAGCAUUCUUGUCAGUAACACAAAAUAAUUGCUCAAAUUGAAAAUAGAUUGGGUGUCACUAACAUCAAUAACUUUGUAAUGAUCAAUCGGCAUCAACACUUUCUGCUUCAACUGAGAAUCCUGUUCUACAACUGUGCAGGUUUGAAUUAUGUAAAUCCAGGAUAGAGCCAUCUAUUUUGCACCUAAUCCAUAGUUUAUCAUGCUUUGAGUAACUGACAAAGUCAACUCAUUGGCUUUUCAUUAAUGCAGUAAAUGGUAACGAUUGAAUAGUGACUUGCACCCACGAAUGUCAUUAACCUAAAUGUCAAAAUGAACUGUGAUGGGUUGUAAGAGUCGGGCACAGCUUCUCUGGGUUCCAACUUUUCAGGGAAAUGUUAAUAAAAU